UAGAACGUGCAGGUGAGGGGAGGAGGAGAAUGCGGGACUUUUUCCUGAAACACUUCACACACAUCCAGCACGGACUCUGGAGGAAUAACUUAAGGCUUUUGUUCGCUAUCCUGCGCUGCAUCUUUCCAUAAGUGGCCAAUUUGCGUGCUUUGGGAAGUCGGACUAAGAAGCUUUCUCUUUGUCAAGUUAACCGUAAAGGAAUCUAUAAGAGCUUGGCACGCGCGCGUAAGACUGCGGGGAAAGCGUUUCCCCUCGCUGUGUUUCAAGGUAAGAGAACGUAUAAUAACUGGAAAAGACUUUAAAAGCAGUUUGGCUCAUUCCCAGCCGCUAGCGCAAGCUUUGAGAUGCGAAUGCGAGAGCCGAAUUCUCAGACAGAUCUCUUUUGUGUUCUACUGCAUUGCAGUUUAAAACAGUGAAAGCGCGAGAGGAGCCAGCGCUCCGCAGCAUCUCAAUGAGCCGGACAAAGUCGCUGAAACUGCUCAAAUUUAACUCCACUUUACUCCUUAAAGGCAUAAAGGAAUAUUUUUGGAGGUAAAAGUGGCGCAAAGACUUCACAGCCCUUCACAAAGUGGAUGUUUUAUUUUAUCGCGUUGAAAACGUGACCGGGGAACUAAAAGACUGUUGGUGGAAAAAAAGAUUGUGGGCGAAUAGGAAGCGUCUAUAGAAAUUGUUCGUGUCGAGUUUGGCUUGAGCCCGUCUGCUCUGGACCGGAGGAGGCUGCGGAUAGAGGGAUAGAGAGUGAAAGAGAGAGAGAGUCAUGGGGAGAAGGAGCGUUGGCGCAGUGCACUCCGCGCGCUGCUACCUCGUGCUCAUCCUGCAGCUGCUGACUCAGCUCCCGCGCGUCAAUUCGGCUCUGCGCUACCGCGUGGCGGAAGAGGGGCCGGCCGAUGUGCAUAUAGGAAACGUGGCUGCGGACCUGGGGCUGUCCACCCCCGGGAUAGGGACAGGUGAUGUGACUUUUGCUCUGGAAUCUGGCUCUGAGUUCUUCAAAAUUGACAAUGUAACUGGAGAGCUGACUACAGGCAGCAGGAGGAUUGACAGAGAGAAGCUGCCCCAGUGUCAGAUGAUUUUUGAUGAGAAUGAAUGCUUUUUGAACUUUGAGGUGUCAGUCAUAGGUCCGCUGCAGAGUUGGGUGGAUUUGUUUGAGGGGCGUAUCGUGGUCACAGACAUCAAUGACAACACACCCUCUUUUCCAUCCCCUGUACUCACACUAUCUGUUGAGGAGAACCGGCCGAUUGGCACCCUGUAUCUCCUUCCCACCGCCACUGAUCGUGAUUUUGGUCGUAACGGCAUAGAUCGCUAUGAGCUCAUCCAGGAUAGCAGAGAUGGAGGUUCCUCUUUGCGACGUCCCGCGAACGUACAAGCAAAUGGGAAUGGUGGGGACCGUAGGAGAGGCUUAGACUCAGGGGCGGGGCCUGCCAGCAGAAGCAGCGUAUUUGAACUGCAGGUAGCAGACACACCUGAUGGACAAAAGCAGCCACAACUAAUUGUCAAAGGGCCUUUGGACCGUGAGGUGCGUGAUUCUUACGAACUUGUGCUACGUGUUCGUGAUGGCGGCACCCCACCCCGCUCCUCUCAAGCUUUGUUACGUGUGUCCAUCACGGAUGUCAAUGACAACAGUCCACGCUUUGAGAGAGCGGUUUAUGAAGCAGAAAUGGCGGAAAAUGCCCCACCUGGCACACCUGUCCUGCAGGUGCGCGCCACGGAUCGGGACGUCGGCGUGAACGGGCAAGUUGAGUAUGUGUUUGGAGCCGCCACUGAAUCGGUUCGGCGCCUCCUCAGGCUGGAUGAAGCAUCAGGAUGGCUUAGUGUUUUGCAUCGCAUCGACCGCGAAGAAGUUUCACAGCUACGUUUCACCAUAACGGCUCGUGACCGGGGCCAGCCACCCCGCACUGACCGCACUACGGUCGUUCUGAAUGUAAGAGAUGAAAACGAUAAUGUACCUGUAGUGGAAAUUCGAAAAAUUGGAAGGAUACUUGUACGGGACGGUGCAGCCAUGGUUCCAGAGAAUGUUUUGGUUGACACGCCAGUAGCGCUAGUGCAGGUGUCAGACCAUGACCAGGGGGAGAAUGGUGCGGUUACCUGCACCGUGGUGGGAGACGUUCCUUUCACACUAAAACCAGCGGGCGAGACAGCUCAGGCACCUCCCCCAGCCACAGAUGAUGCUUUUGAGCGAAACAAAAAGAAAUAUUUUCUGCACACCUCAGCACUUUUGGAUUACGAAGCAACACGUGAAUAUAGCGUCACUAUUGUGGCCGUGGACUCUGGCAGCCCAAGCCUCUCUAGCAAUAGUUCUCUUUUAGUGCGUGUGGUGGACAUUAAUGACCACGCUCCCACUUUUGCCCAAAGCUUAGUGGAGGUUCAUUUUGCUGAGAAUAACUCCCCAGGAGAACGUGUGGUCACUGUAUUGGCGGCCGAUGCCGACAGCGGCAAAAAUGCAGAGAUUGCAUAUUCACUGGAUCCAUCUGUUAAUGGAGCUUUUUACAUUGACGCCGAUAACGGUGAUAUUCGUGCCACCGGAGCGCUAGACAGGGAGCAGAGGGAACGGUACGAAUUUCGUGUGAUAGCCCGGGACAAAGGCACCCCCUCACUGCAGGGCUCCGCUACCGUCGUAGUUCAAGUCACAGAUAGAAAUGACAACUCUCCCAAAUUUGUCCAGGAAAUUUUCACAUUUUAUGUCAAAGAAAACCUGCUAGCCAACAGCCCUGUCGGUAUGGUAACUGUUACCGAUGCAGAUGAAGGAGAGAACGCCGAGUUGAGUCUUUUUGUUGAGGAUGAUGAAGAAGAGGGUGGUGAGGAAGGCAAAGAAAGAAAGCAAGAAGUUUUCUCCAUCGAAAACAACACUGGCACCAUUUUCUCCUCUGCCUCCUUUGACCGCGAGCGGCGUAGUACAUACUCAUUCCGUGUGCGUGCCGUUGAUGGUGGAGAACCGCCGCGGUCCGCCACUGCUACUGUCUCCCUGUUUGUCACUGAUGAAAAUGACAACUCGCCAUCCGUCACAUCACCAGCUAAUGAAUCAUACACCUUCCUGCCACCCGCCAGUGGGGCCCGGACUGUAGUCCAGACAGUCACGGCCUCUGACAACGAUGCAGGGUCUAAUGCUGAUCUCCGCUAUUCUCUGGUUGGAGGAAACCCCUUUCAUCUCUUUGAGAUCGGCUCUAAUAGUGGGGUCAUAACCCUGGCCGAGCCCCUGGAGAGAAGACACAAGGGUCUGCACCGCCUGGUGGUCCGGGUCAACGACAGCGGUGUGCCUUCCCUUUGUGCCACAGCGUUGGUUCAUGUCUUCAUCAAUGAGACCUUGGCCAAUGCUACAUUAGUGGAUGCACAGGUGGCCCGCAGCCUUGCAGUCCCACUCUCUCUGGAUAUUGCAGGGGACCCAGACAGCGAGAGAGCACUGGGUAAACAGCGUUUGAGCGUUGCCAUUGGUGUCCUGGCCGGCGCCGCUGCCGUCAUUCUGGUCAUCCUCUUGGUGGUGACGGCCCGGCAGUGCGGGGUCCAGGGUAAGAACGGCUACGAGGCUGGCAAGAAAGAACCAGAGGAGGACUUCUUCAGCCCACAGCCUCCCCCGCUACAAGCUCAGGGCUCCCUUAAUGAACGUGGACGCAAACCACGCAGAGACAAGCGCAGUAAUGGCAGCACCAAAGCCGAGCGUUCCCUAUACAGUGGAAUUAUGACGGUGAACGGCUGCAGGCGUGGGGUUGGCGAUGAAGAAGAGGAGGACGAAGAGGCAAGCAACGCCAGCGAAAGGAUCGCCGCGCGGUACUGCGCGGCAGCAGACGGGGACCCCAGCAGCCCAAGACUGGGCACCAGACGGCACCAAUCGAGCCCUGAUCUGGCCCGUCAUUACAAGUCAAGCUCGCCCUUGCCUGCAGUGCAUCUCCAGCCCAAUUCGCCACCCGUGGAGGGAAAGAAGCACCAGGCCGUCCAGGAUCUGCCCCCUACUAACACCUUUACCGGUAAUGGCACGGCUAACGCAGAUGCCAUGUCCCUCAGCUCAGACCAGUGCUCCGAUUACAGCUGCCAGACUGCCAAGUACAACAAACAGCCGCUUAGACGGGUGACAUUCUCAGUUGUGAGUCAAGCUCCAGAUCAAGGUUGCUAUGACAGCGGGGUGGAGGACUCCGAGACCCCCAGCAGCAAGAGCUCAUCGGGUCCCAGACUGGGAUCUUUACCUCUGCCUGAGGACGGAUAUGAAAGGACGACACCAGAAGGAAGCGUAGGCGAAGAGGAGCAUGUAGAGAAUGACCCCAGGCAGCUCCCCGACGUGGCUCUGACAGGAAAAUGCACGCGAGAAUGUAACGAAUUCGGUCACUCCGACACCUGCUGGAUGCCCGUGCAGCCGUCACCUCGCAGACGCAUUGAACCCCCCCAGCUCUCAACCUUCGCCUCACCCGGCGACAACAACAACAACACAGAGGACGACAGCGAUCGCGAGGACGACAGAGACGACGGCACAGACAAAAGCAGCGGUGGAAGCGAGGAAGUCCGAGAUUCGCUCGCGAACGGAGAUCCGCUCGGAACGCUCAGCCGCCGGGACCGCAACAGGAACAUGGGCGACCACAACCGCAACCUCCUGAACCGUAAAAUGACCUCAGCGUCCUACGACACAUUCAGCAGUGCCGGCUUCGGUCGCCGUCCGGAAGAAGAAGGCUCGCACUCCCCCGAGGUCAUACCACUUACGAGGACGGGGGGCGACUAUAAGACCACCUCGUGCCUCGCUCUGUCUCGCAGGGAAGUGUACCUGUGAGCUGCAGCUAAGGGUACGGCCCCCGAGCGAAAUCUUCGCUGCAUCGGAGCAGGAGGAUCAUUGACACUAGCGCACACCUGUUCAGAACAGGUCUCUUCUCCUUGCCAAAAAUUCAUCUUACAUUCAUUCUCUGGAUGCAAAAAAAUAGAAAUCCAAGUUGAGGAGAUAAAGCGAAUCAUCUUGCAUUCUUUCAUAAGCUUUGAUGGACUUUGCACAUGGCGAAGGCUUGCAUGUUACGCCUCCUAAAGGGGGCGCUGUGGGGAUUGACAGCUAAUGCUCUGAGUUCUAAACUCAUCUUAUUAGUUCACAUAAGGACACGAUUCGGUCACAGACCUGAAUAUGGACAUGUGGGUCAAGAUGUCAUAAAGAGACGCUAAUAUCGAUUGUGGUACAUUGCGGACAUUUCCCAUGUAGCAUUAGGAUGAAGGAAAUUCUAACAAUUCGUAUGGUGAUGCCUAAAUAUUUUAUUCUAACUGGUUUCCUAUUGCUGUGCCAGUACAGUCACAAUAACAAACAAAAGUCUUGAAUUAGAAACUUUUAGAUGAAAAAGUUCAUUUGUAUUUUGUUGUCCUUUUAGUACAAAUAUGGGAAUAGAAUGCAGCUAUCAUCAGCGCUUCAAAACAUUCAACUGGAAGUCAUUGGCAUUUCGCUUCUGCAAUGGAUGAUUAUCACAAUGACUGUUAAAUGACCAUCUCAUCGGACCUCAGUGUUAAAAUCUCAGAUUCUAAAUACUCUGUACACAGCACAAACACACAUUCACACACAUAGCAUACAUCCCAUGCUGGGAAUCCGUUUUCUGUCCGUAUCCAUUUUAGCGCAGGUGUGUGUGUACAGGUGUGUAUGUAUUAUUUUUCAAGACACUUUUUUUGGAAAGUAGCUGUAGCAUUUUUGCCUGCUUAAUCUUCGACUAGUAUAUAAGACAUUGAAGUGUAUUUGAAUAACUAAUCAUCUGUGUAAAGUGCAUACACAGGGGCAUUAAAAAAACGUUUAGACACAUCUAUACUAUACUAUAAUCAAGGACUAUACUGUAUCUCAUCCCUUUUUAAGUAGAGCUCAUAGUAUACUCAUACUUGUAAACCAAAUUUCUUUAAAGGCUACACUGCAUGACGAUAAGCUAAUGCUUAUUUUGUUAAAUAAGGAUUCGUUUUUUGUUACCGCUAUGAGAGGUGCGUGAGUGCGUGUGUGAAUGUUAAAGCGAGGUCAGCGUGCAAACAAAUCUUUCAUGAAUCGACGGAGAAGAGCAGCCUUUAAUUUAGAAAGAAACGUCCCGCAAAUGACACAACAACGUAGUUUUCAAAACCCAGUUAGACACUAAAUAUAUGUAUUUUUACAAACUUGAAUAUGGCAGCCGUGACCUGGACGGCAUUUGAAAGCCGUCUUACGUCGAGUUUAUGAAUGGCUUUUUUUAGCUCUUGUUUUGCAUUGUAAGUACAAUCUGAUUGAUGACAACGAAUUGACAUGUAUUUCAACAACUCUCAGGAAAUUCGAGAUUAAGCGUUUGUCUUUGGACCAUUAUCAACAUUCUGAGCUUUAGUCUGCGCUCCGUCUCCGAUCGAUUCGUCCUCUCACAAGGCCAUAGUUUGAGAGCCUGUUUUCUUAGCCCUCCCCUUUUAGCGGACAACACUGUAUGUCUCGACGCUGUCUGAAGUGUGCGUGCUUUCUGGUUUCCCAUGUGGUGAGAAUCGCAGACUCAUCUCUUCACUUCACUGAAACAGCCUUGGAUGUGGAGCGCGAUCGGUGGACUCCGAUCCAUCUAUGCCAAAAUCCGUCCAGGUUUUCCGGUGUUCCUGGAACCACCGGUGCACAAACUUACCUUGGAAAAAAAAGACUAGCCCAGAACCUGCAGUUCAGUGCCUGGAUGAGAGGAAAUUUCAGAACUGGCUUACACUCCGUCGAACAGGGUUUGGAUCGGGAGGACUCACUCGAGAGAGAAGAAAUAUUGUGUUUCCUUUGCCAGGUUUAUAGGCUUAAUAUGCUGUUAUACAGCAGUCUGUAAGUAGUGUACAGUAGGGCUUUACGUGAUACAUAACGGACUAUGUAUAUGAGAUGGUGUGUCUUCUUUUUUUACUGCACGUUUACCUAACAGUUCAACUCGCUUACUGCAGAAUAGUGGGUGGGGGGGUCGAAAUACCAUUGUGUGUAAAGCGUAACAUUCACUCGAACUUUUUUAUGAGAUAAACACUGAACUCAUCUGUUCGCCUGACAUCAGCCAUUUUACUGCUACCCUGUAGAGAAACGACCACUGAACUUUAACCUGAAAGGCAUGUUGACGGUCUUUAAUCCUGCACCUGUGAGGAAAAUGUUUUUUUAUUUCUCUGUUUUUAUGCUAUGUGAAAGAGGAGUUUUUGAAGCUUCCUCUUAUGGAAUCGAUGAGUUUAUUGCAUUUGUUAUGACAAAUAGCAAAUCAAAAAGGGGUUUGGAAUGGUUUGACAGAUUUGGUAUGUGACAUGUAAAUGUUUGAUUUUGACAUUAAAACACAUUAAAACUG
Triplophysa dalaica is the source of this 7235-nucleotide messenger RNA. RefSeq names its product protocadherin 7a (gene pcdh7a). NCBI's taxonomy places the organism in Eukaryota, Metazoa, Chordata, Actinopteri, Cypriniformes, Nemacheilidae. The transcript has 4 exons. The record is from RefSeq and is a predicted model, not a curated record. Gene Ontology annotation, molecular function: calcium ion binding. Gene Ontology annotation, biological process: homophilic cell-cell adhesion. The coding region runs from base 758 to 4747 and encodes 1329 amino acids. Gene Ontology annotation, cellular component: plasma membrane.